UAAAUUUCUCCGCUUUCGUUUCUCUCCCGCCACCCGUACCCUCUAUCUAUCGGAGCCCUAGUUCGCAUUCACCGACUCUGUCAAUCCUGCGUUUUGUUUCAAACUCCGAGCGGUAACACAGAGGCUUGAAAACAACGGCGAGUUAUGGCUUCAGAGGCGGUGAUGGAUCCAAUGGACUUGAAAGUUCGCGAGCUCUUGAAGGAGGUGCAACUUGAGUACACUCCUGCCGUCACUAAGGUCAUCGGCGAUGCUGUAUCGGCCAUCAAAGCGACCAUCGAUAAAAUCCCCGAAGACUUGCAGGUUACGGCGGACGUUGCGCCGGGUUUUGUGAGAGACACGGGGGCUGACAAAGUUGAAUUCAAGUUCAAGAAGCCGGAAUCUAUUGAAAUUGGAGGUAGUUAUGCAAUGCGUUGUAUUGCGAAGCCGGAUGUAAACGUUGACCUCUUCAUUCGAAUGCCGAAGGAGUGCUUCCAUGAGAAGGAUUAUCUGAAUUAUCGUUACUUUGCAAAAAGAUGUCUUUAUCUCUGCAUAUUAAAGAAGUAUCUCAAACUUUCUUUAGUAGCUGAAAAGAUUGAAUGGUCCACGUUUCAAAAUGAGGCUCGGAAGCCUAUAUUGGUCAUCCAUCCAGCUACAAAGCUUGAUGAAUACCCUCGCUUCUUGGUGAAGAUAAUUCCUACAGCAACAUCUAUAUUUAAUUUAUCAAAGCUAAACUUGGAAAGGAAUAAUGUCCGGUCUCUGAAAGAAGGGGAUGUUCUUCAUGCUACUCCAAAGUACAAUAGCAGUAUAAUAGAGGACCUUGUUUUGGAGGAUAAUGCAGAGUUUGUCAGAAAAACUUUUCUGGGAUGGAAGGAACUAGGGGAGGCUUUGAUUUUACUGAAGGUCUGGGCUCGGCAGAGAAGUUCAAUAUAUUCCCAUGAUUGCCUAAGUGGAUUUCUGAUCUCUGUCAUAAUGGCAUACCUUGCAACAAAAUCUGGUAGGAAUCGCAUAAAUAAUUCAAUGAAUGCAAUGCAGAUGUUUCGUGUGACAAUGGACUUCAUUGCCACUUCAAAACAAUGGGAAAAUGGCCUCUUUUUCCAGCCUCAAAGUGAGUACAACAUUUUGAAGAAGGAAAGGAGGAUGUCUUCUGCAUCUUUUCCAGUAAUUAUACGUGAUUCAUUUGCUGACUUUAAUUUGGCAUUUCGCUGGACAAGUAUUGGUUUUUUGGAGCUCCGGGAUGAGGCUGCUCUGACACUUAGCUGCCUUGACAAAUGUAGAGAUGGUGGUUUUGAAGAGGUUUUCAUGACCAUGAUCGAUUUUCCUGCUAAAUAUGACUACUGCAUAAGGUUGAACUUGAAGGGAAAGAGUGAAGUACAUGCAUUGGGAUUUUGUUUGGAUGAUGAAUGUUGGAGAUUAUACGAGCACAAAGUACUUUCUCUGAUGCGUGAAGGGUUGAAUGAUAGAGCAAAGUUCAUACGAGUUAUAUGGAGAAACACAGUUUCAGGGUGCUGUAUGGAAGAAGGUUUCUCAUUGUUGUCUAGAGAGCCAUUGUUCAUAGGGAUUUCAAUCAGUACUUUGGAGAAAGGUCUUAGAGUGGUUGACAUUGGUCCAAAUGCUGAGAAUAAAGAUGAGGCUCUCAAAUUCCGGAAGUUUUGGGGAGAUAAAGCAGAACUGCGGAGAUUUAAAGAUGGUACAAUCGCUGAAAGCACUGUUUGGGAAUGCAAGCAAUGGGAAAGACAUCUGAUUAUAAAGAGGAUUACCGAGCAUGUUUUGGUGCAGCAUCUUUCCUUGCCAAAAGAAAAUAUCACGACUAUUGUAGAUCAACUUGAUUUUUCACUUCUUUAUGGCACAGAAGAUCCUAUUGCUUUUUCUGCAAGUUUGCUUGAAGCAUUUGAGGUUCUAUCAAAGCAUUUGCGACUUCUCAAAGACAUUCCAUUGAGGGUAACUAGUGUGCAGCCUCUAGACUCAGCUUUCAGGUUUACAUCUGUCUUUCCUCCUGAACCUCAUCCACUAGCUGUUGAUAAAGUUAUCAAUCAAAGAUUGCAAAAGCUUCCUUUAUCCUGUAUACAGCCUCUAGAAGUUAUGAUCCAGUUGGAAGGUUCUGGGAGCUGGCCAAUGGACGAGGCAGCCAUUGAGAAGACCAAGUCUGCAUUCCUCCUUAAAAUUGGGGAAAGUCUCCAGGAUAAUUGGGGAAUGACAUGCAAUGCUACUGAGGAUGAUGUGGUUGUUUUCACAUCUGGAUAUGCAUUUCGCCUUAAAAUUUUGCAUGAAAAAGGCCUUAGCUUGUUGAAAAGGCAAAUUGGAAGUAAUCAAGUGAAGCAGGUCCCAUUGACCGACAAGAUUCUUUUUAUUCGAAGCCAGCACUCUAGCAUGAUUAAUGGUUUACAGGGUCGUUACCCAAUAUAUGGGCCAGUUGUUCGGCUUGCAAAACGUUGGGUUUCUGCACACCUGUUUUCUACUUCUUUGGUGGAGGAAGCAAUUGAGUUGUUAGUUGCUUACAUUUUUCUGAAGCCUUUUCCAUUUUCUGCUCCUUGCUCACGGAUUACUGGAUUUCUAAGGUUCUUAAGAUUACUUUCAGAGUAUGACUGGGCCUUUUCUGCUUUGGUUGUUGACAUAAAUGGUGACUUGACAGGGAAUGAUGAUAAGGAAAUUAAUGGGAAUUUUAUGUCAAGUAGAAAAACAUACGAAGCAAACAUGCAAAAUCAAAUCCCAUCCAUGUUCUUGGCUACUACUUAUGACAAGGCAUCUGAAGCUUGGACCAGAUUGUCACCGACCUCAUCUGAACUUGGAAGAUUGGUGGCUUAUGCAAAAAGCAGUGCGAAUUUGCUAGCCAAACUCAUAGCCUGUGGCGAGCUUGAUUCUUAUAGAUGGGAGUGCCUUCUCCGAACACCUUUGAACAACUACAAUGCCGUUGUGCUUCUCCACAGAAACAGGUUGCCAUAUCCUCAACGUCUCCUCUUCCCAUCUGAACUGAACCAAGUUCGGGCAGGGCGGCAUGUGGUUUGCGGGGGACCAAGCAAGAGUUUCCAUCCCUUUAUGUCGCCUGGGGACAUAAAAGGGAGGUUAGAAGAAAUGAAACAUAAACUGAUGGUAGACUUCAAUCCACUGCAGUGCUUUAUUGGAGAUUUGGAAAGAGAGUUCCCCAACACGUUCAAAGUGUGGUAUGAUUCCCUAGGUGGUGAUGCUGUUGGCUUAACUUGGGAGAGACUGGGUUCAAAGAAACGUGGACGAGAAGAAGUGGGCGAGGAAGAAUCCGAUAUGCUUGAUAUGCUAAAAACCGUCGGUGAGGUCGGUAAAGGCUUCAUCAGGAGUGUUUAUUUUGUCAAGGCCCCGAGGCUAAGUAAUUAAGUAGUUUCGUUGAGUUGAGUAAAUAGCAUCAUGGUCAAUGUUGCAGACUUGUAACCUUAUGUCUUCUUACAUCCAUCUUAUUUCUCACAUUAGUGAUUACUGCCACAAUUUUGUAUCCUGUGGCCCUAAAAUUCGGAGUUUUGAGUUUUCUUUGUACCAUCUCAUUCCCUUUCCCUUUUAUCCUUUCUUAGUCUGGCAAACGGAGUUGAAGCAACAUUUUUGUGUAUGCUGCCUACUUAUCGUGUAACCGUGGCCAGGAGAACAGGUUUGUUGCUACUGGCCAUAGCCAGUGUGCUGACCCCAUUCAUUUCAAUAGUAUACGGGUUUCUUUCUUUUUUGUUUGAAAAAAAAGAAAAGAAAA
This is a messenger RNA of Diospyros lotus (date-plum), 3685 nucleotides long. RefSeq lists its product as uncharacterized. The coding region runs from base 145 to 3324 and encodes 1059 amino acids. NCBI's taxonomy places the organism in Eukaryota, Viridiplantae, Streptophyta, Magnoliopsida, Ericales, Ebenaceae. Gene Ontology annotation, cellular component: CURI complex; small-subunit processome; UTP-C complex. The transcript has 26 exons. The record is from RefSeq and is a predicted model, not a curated record. Gene Ontology annotation, biological process: rRNA processing; tRNA export from nucleus.